Messenger RNA from Anguilla anguilla (European eel), 3995 nucleotides. It is a transcript of the gene crtac1b, whose product is annotated as cartilage acidic protein 1b. The record is from RefSeq and is a predicted model, not a curated record. Gene Ontology annotation, molecular function: calcium ion binding. The transcript is spliced from 15 exons. Gene Ontology annotation, biological process: axonal fasciculation. Lineage: Eukaryota; Metazoa; Chordata; Actinopteri; Anguilliformes; Anguillidae. The coding region runs from base 651 to 2567 and encodes 638 amino acids.
UAUUUAUUUAUUUAUUUAUUUUUUGCUUUUUACCUUUAGGAUAUCCUUACACCAUAUUUAACACUCACCUGGACAUGGCUUUAUACCUCUGAUAGAUCCUACUUACACUUUUAUGGUAGAAUUUUUUUUUUUUAAGUUUAAUAAGCUCUUGUUUUUACCUUUUAUUUUGUGUGUGGUCUCCACUUGUUACAAACCAGAGCCAGUUUGUAACACUUUGGCCAUAUUGGAAAAACUACUUUCUUUAAAUAUGCGCCAUUAUUAGUUUAGAUACCGUAUUUUUCAAGACCGCUGCCACUUUAAGAAAGAUGAUUUAAAUGCACGCCGCAUUGUUUGGGGUGAUAAGAGGCCAUUGACUGAAGCCAUAUACUCCAGGAGGGGUUCAUUUGAAACCAGAGUCGUAAUCCUGCUUGAUUGACUUAUAAGGAAACAAUUCGCUGCUCAAACAACCCCAAUAUAUGUCACCUCCAGGAGUGAUCUGAAAUCGGCUUGUUAGCCUCUCUGCCAUUUGCUUGAGUUCAACAUGGAGUCCAAGCUGGAAAACUAUAACUACAGCUUGAAUACGAACAGAGCCAUAUUUGGUUACAAAGACAUUAUUAUGGACAAAAAACCACCGAGAUGCAAGCACUGGAUACACUGCAAGUGAAUGCAAUAUGAUGAUGCUGACCCCCUGGAUCUGGCUCCUCCUCCUGGGGCUGCCCCGCCCCACCCCGUGCCGAAGCCAGCGCUCCGAACCCGUGUUCGCCUCGGUGACCUCCGUCCUGCUGCCCCCGGACUACGAGAACAACCCCACCCAGCUGAAUUAUGGGAUGGCCGUGACCGACGUGGACGGCGACGGGGACCUGGAGGUGGUGGUGGCGGGGUACAACGGUCCCAACCUGGUCUUGAAAUAUGACCGGAACAAGAAAAGGCUGGUCAACAUCGCCGUGGACGACCGCAGCUCCCCAUACUACGCCCUUCGGGAUCGCCAGGGCAACGCCAUCGGUGUGGCAGCAUGCGACAUUGACGGAGACGGCAGGGAGGAACUUUAUUUCCUCAACACCAACAACGCAUUCUCAGGGCGAGCGACCUACACGGACAAGCUCUUCAAGUUCCGCAACGGACGCUUCGAGGACCUGCUGAGCGACGACAUCAACGAGCACCGAGACGUGGCCAAUCGCAUGGCGGGGCGGUCAGUGGCUUGCCUGGACAGGAAGGGGACAGGGCGCUACGCCAUCUACAUCGCUAACUACGCCAGUGGGAACGUUGGGGCACACGCCCUCCUGGAGAUGGACGAAGCUGCCAGUGACCCCGCCCGAGGGGUCAUCGCCCUGUCCAAUGUGGCCGAGGAGGCCGGGGUCAACAAGUUCACAGGGGGCAGGGGCGUGGUGGUGGGACCCAUCCUCAGCCAGACCCGCUCGGACGUCUUCUGCGACAACGAGUACGGGCCCAACUUCCUGUUCCGUAACAACGGGGACGGCACCUUCACAGACGUGGCCUCGACAGCAGGAGUUGAAGACCCCAUGCAGCACGGUCGAGGGGUGGCGCUGGCUGACUUCAACCGGGACGGGAAGACCGACAUCGUCUACGGCAACUGGAACGGCCCGCACCGCCUCUUCCUGCAGCUCAGCACCCAUCGGAAGCAGAGAUUUAAGGACAUCAGCACGCAGAAGUUCUCCAUGCCUUCCCCCGUGCGCACCGUCAUCGCUGCUGACUUUGACAACGACAACGAGCUGGAGGUGUUCUUCAACAACAUCGCUUACCGUGGAGCGUCGGCCAAUCGGCUGUUCAGGGUGGCGCGGCGGGACCACGCGGACCCUCUGAUUGAAGAGCUGAACGUCGGGGAGGCGGCUGAACCAGACGGCCGCGGGACAGGGGCGACCGUGACGGACUUUGACGGAGACGGACAGCUGGAUUUGCUGGUGUCCCACGGAGAGAGCGCUGCCCAGCCCAUCUCAGUGUACAGAGUCAGCCAGGGCUCGUCCAAUCGGUGGCUGCGUGUGAUCCCCCGCACGCAGUUUGGCGCCUUUGCCCGCGGGGCCAAGGUCGUGACCUACACCAAGCGGAGCGGCUCGCACACGCGCAUCAUCGACGGGGGCUCGGGGUACCUGUGCCAGAUGGAGCCUGUCGCCCACUUCGGACUGGGGAAGGACGUGGCCACCAGUGUGGAGGUGUUUUGGCCUGAUGGCCGCUCCGUGGCGCGGCCCCUCGAACUCUCUGAGAUGAACUCCGUUCUGGAGAUCCCCUACCCCGUGGAGGAGGACGAGGGAACCCCCGCCACUGAGAUUGAGUGUGGGAAUGGAUUCGUUGUCAACGAAAAUGGCCGCUGCAAAGACCAGGACGAGUGCACCGAGUUCCCCUCUGUGUGUCCGCGGGACCGCCCGCUUUGCAUCAACACCUACGGCGGCUUCAAGUGCCGCGCCACCAAGCGCUGUGGCCAGGGGUUCGAGCCCAACGAUGAGGGGACGGCCUGCGUCGCUCAGGUGGCCUACUUUGAGGGAAACCGCUCCUCUGCCGGUGGGAUUCGGGCUCUCCUCUCGCACUUCUCCAUGACCCUGCUGGCCUUCUUCACUCUGACCCUGCUGGCCUGACCGGCCUAGCGCUCCCUCCUAAAUAUUCCCCCCCGCCGCGACCCCCCCUUUCUGCUUGGCUGUUUGGGAUGCUAAGAGAAGGGGCUAGGAGGGAGAAGCUCAGACCUCAAACACCCCUCCCCAUCCCCCUCAACUCCUCCUUGCUGUGUCAUCUGCCUGGCUCCUCCCCCUCUUGGCUCUAGCCCCUCCCAGAACUGAAGAACACACACCGAGCAUGCUCACUGGGAGCUAAGAGGGGAUUUUCUGGGCUAACUGGAGGAAAAAAAAAAAAAAGUGUGCUCACACUCUGGUCUGGACCAAUGACGCGCUAACCUCACUGGGAUGACGACAACAACAGCAACACCCGGAUCCACCUCUCAUUCGAUGACCGUUACUACAGAGGCUCGUAACCUCGAGUGGAAGGUUCCGGAAGAAUCUCGAUCAUUUUCAUUUACGUACUGAUUUAUAUACAAAUGAAACAGUGCUUAAAAGGGACAAAAACCUGGGCCCAAACCAGACAAAUAUGAUCUGUUUUAGGUUUGUGUCCUGCAGAGUGAAGAUAGAGGAAAUGUGAAUUGAAACGACGAGAAAAAGUGGAAAGAAGUAGCAAGAUGUUAAGAAAUCCUACGACCAGAAAAAAUAAUGGAAAGGGUGGAGUUAAGUUAAGGAAAAGAAAAGCUGGCUAAAAAGUAGGGAAAAAUACAUGCAUCCUUGAGGAAAUUUCUUGAUUGGUUGGGGAAAUAGAUGAAUAGCUCGGGCCGAUGUUUUUGGUGGCAACGGAUGGCGAGCUCAUCAGGAAUGAUGGGAUGGAAUUCCAGGCAGGGGUGUCCUGAUUUUAAAAAACGAUUUCCUUCCCCGGGUUGUUCUCAAGGCUUGGAACAUGGCUGUUCCGAUGUGCUAUGGAUCUGAUGAAUCACCGCAGUCUGUCUGAGGAGCCUGUCGGUGAUAGGUCACAGAUUGUUAUUUUUUUGGGGGAGAAGAACGUGUUUUGAACGUGAUCAUGUAAUUUCAUGGCCAAGUAAGGUACAAUAAUUUACUAAAUUGAGCGCAUUAUAGUCGUACAGUGCUGUACGAGGCUGUAUCUAAAAUGAUGAAAAAAUGGACGAAAGUGACGCCAUAGCGACAGCAAGUGUAUCCUGUUUUAUCUCAAGGGAUCAUGGGAAAUGUCUCAGUUUCCCAUGAACACCUGCCUGCCUGCGUGAAGUAUUCCCUCUUCGUUUUUCCACCACCCAAGGCCCACACAGUGCCAGCUUCUCAGCCAUGAGGAGGAGAGGGUACAGCAGCUCUGGGAGAGAUGGGAACAUAUGCCUCGCCAUCUGGCACACGCGGGGUUGCAGUAUGUCAACACCCAGUCAUGUUUGCCCACACAUUUAAAUUAAUAUUUUCACAUUUCUGGGCUGUUCUCAGAACUGUCUGUUUUGAACUUGAACUUGAUGACAAAAGAUAUAU